UGGGAGCGUGUGACGCUGCAGGCCGCGGCGGAGCUGGGGAUUAAUGGGAAAAGUUUUGGCAGGAGCUGGGGGAUUCUGCGGAGCCUGCGGGACAGUGGCGGCGGCUGCGCGAGAGGCGGCGGGGACAGUGCUGUGCAGCGGCGUGGGCAUGCGCAUGGGACUCACCCAGAGGCUCCUGCUCACUGACAGAUGAAGACAAACCCACGGUAAAGGUGGUCCAUCUGUGCUCAGACCCAGAUGGUGGCAGAGCUAUGACCAGGCCUGCAGGCGCCACGCCAGCUGGGGGUCAGUCAUGGAACAGCCACAGGAGGAGACCCCUGAGGCCCGGGAAGAGGAGAAAGAGGAAGUGGCCACAGCUGACGGCGCCCCAGAGCUCAGUGGGGGACCAGAGCACUCACUUCCUUCCCACAGCUGCGCAGACCUCUCCCAGAAUCCCUCUCCAUCCUCCCUGCUGGACCAGCUGCAGAUGGGCUGUGACGGGGCCUCGGGUGGCAGCCUCAACAUGGAGUGCCGGGUGUGCGGGGACAAGGCCUCGGGCUUCCACUACGGGGUCCAUGCGUGCGAGGGGUGCAAGGGCUUCUUCCGCCGCACCAUCCGCAUGAAGCUCGAGUAUGAGAAGUGCGAUCGGAUCUGCAAGAUCCAGAAGAAGAACCGCAACAAGUGUCAGUACUGCCGCUUCCAGAAGUGCCUGGCGCUCGGCAUGUCACACAACGCUAUCCGCUUUGGGCGGAUGCCCGAGGCCGAGAAGAGGAAGCUGGUGGCGGGGCUGACGGCCAGCGAGGGGUGUCAGCAGAACCCGCAGCUGGCCGACCUGAAGGCCUUCUCCAAGCACAUCUACAACGCCUACCUGAAAAACUUCAACAUGACCAAAAAGAAGGCCCGGAGCAUCCUCACCGGCAAGUCCAGCCACAACGCACCCUUUGUCAUCCACGACAUCGAGACACUGUGGCAGGCGGAGAAGGGCCUGGUGUGGAAGCAGCUGGUGAACGGGCUGCCGCCCUACAACGAGAUCAGCGUGCACGUGUUCUACCGCUGCCAGUCCACCACGGUGGAGACGGUCCGCGAGCUCACCGAGUUCGCCAAGAACAUCCCCAGCUUCAGCAGCCUCUUCCUCAACGACCAGGUGACCCUCCUCAAGUACGGCGUGCACGAGGCCAUCUUCGCCAUGCUGGCCUCCAUCGUCAACAAAGACGGGCUGUUGGUGGCCAAUGGCAGUGGCUUCGUCACCCACGAGUUCCUGCGCAGUCUCCGCAAGCCUUUCAGUGACAUCAUUGAGCCCAAGUUCGAGUUUGCGGUCAAGUUCAAUGCGCUGGAGCUGGAUGACAGUGACCUGGCGCUUUUCAUCGCGGCCAUCAUUCUGUGCGGAGACCGGCCAGGCCUCAUGAACGUGCCCCAGGUAGAAGCCAUCCAGGACACCAUCCUGCGGGCGCUCGAAUUCCAUCUGCAGGUCAACCACCCCGACAGCCAGUACCUCUUCCCCAAGCUGCUGCAGAAGAUGGCCGACCUGCGGCAGCUGGUCACUGAGCAUGCCCAGAUGAUGCAGUGGCUGAAGAAGACGGAGAGUGAGACCUUGCUGCACCCCCUGCUCCAGGAAAUCUACAAGGACAUGUACUAAGGCCGCAGCCCAGGCCUCCCCACGGGCUCCGCUGGGCCCAGCCACGGACUGUGCAGACAGAGGACCAGCCCACAGGCCCAAGCAGCUCGAGCCUGCUCACAACACUCCAGACGUGUGGCCCAGACUCCUCUCUGCCCCCGGCCCGUUUCUCCCCAGCACUUCCUGUCUUGUCUUGCUGUCUCCCCAGCACCCGUGCUCCCCCGCCUCGCCUUCCCUAGAAUCCCCCUCCUCCCUCUGUCCCCACAUCAGUCCGAUUCCUGUCAGAUCAGAGAGCCUGUUGCAGCCCAGAAGCAGUGGGGUGGACACUGGCCCAGCCCUGCCUCUCCUGUCUCCUCUUCAAAGACACGAGCCAUCCAAAGAAACACUACACUCUCUCGGGGCCCAGCUUUCCAAGAAGCCUGGCCUGGCCUGACCGCUGUCCCAGCCUGUGGUCACCAUCACAGGCUCUUCCUGCCUCCUGCAGUGAGCAGGCCUGGAGCCAUGUUCCGGGGCUGUCUCAACGCCAGGCACUCUGCUCUCACUCUGACCCCCUCCUCUCCUCCUGCCAGUGCUCCAGACCGCUGUCACUGACGGCCCUUGUGCCGCCUUGGAGAUGUCCUCUCCAGAUGAGGUCCAACAGCUCCACUGUAAGGAGGGGGUAGAGGCUGGCCAGAAGCAGCAGCACACUUAGGUCCCAGGGUUAGAAACUCGACAGCGAGUGGGGAGGCCCUCCAUCAGCACCCCUCCUCUGCCUGUAGUGGCAUCCAGACUGACAGAACCCAGUACCAGAAAUUGGACCAUAGCUGUUCCUAAUUCUCCUGGGAGAUGCUGGCACACCUGCCCCUGCAGCUGCCUCGGUGAAGCCAUGACCCUGGCUCGCCUCUCAGCCGCCACAGAGCCCCUACCAUGCCCUCCCCAAGGCCACUAGGGUACAGCUGUGGCCCUAGGAUUGGUGAUCUGUGAGCAGGCAGGGGUAUCCUGCCAGGUCACCCCGCCAGCUCACGUGCAGAGCUGCCCGGGCUCCUCAGACCCUGUCCCCUCUCCUGCAGCUCUGCCGCCUUCUCUCUUUUUAUGCCUGGCUGGUCACCAGCUCCCAGCUGCUGAUUCAAGUGUCUUGUGCGUGCUCCCAUACUCUGCCCAGCCCCCUCCAGGCUCUCCUAAGACCAAGGGCGGAGCCCAGCCCAGCAGAUCCUGGCUAGGCCCACAGGGAGCCACCAGCCAGCCUCUCUGAGAAAAGCAUUGGACGCCUGACCUUCAAGGUCCCUGUCUGGGCCUUUGUGGCUUGGAGAGGUGACCAGCCCAGUGUCGGUUCCUGCAGUGCAGUGGGCUGCUGCCAGAUUAUUCCCUGCUAGCACACUCCCUGUCGUCCACCUCUACUGAUCAGGUCUUGGGGUGUUCCCUGUGGGGCCCAGGCUGUGAAUGGAGCUGCAUACCCUGCCCCGCCCCUCGCCCGUGCCCUGCCCCUCGCCCUGCCCCGCCCCCAGUUCUGGUGCUGAGGAUGCAGCUCCUCUCAGGGUCUGAAGUCUCCAAAACUGAAAUGUAUAUUUUUGCUAGGAGCCCCAGCUUCCUGUGUUUUUAAUAUAAAUAGUGUAUACAGACUGACAGAACUUUAAAUAAAUGGGAAUUAAGUAUUUAA
Apodemus sylvaticus (European woodmouse) is the source of this 3230-nucleotide messenger RNA. RefSeq names its product peroxisome proliferator activated receptor delta (gene Ppard). Gene Ontology annotation, biological process: hormone-mediated signaling pathway; regulation of lipid metabolic process; negative regulation of inflammatory response. The transcript is spliced from 8 exons. Gene Ontology annotation, cellular component: nucleus. Bases 293 to 1615 code for a protein of 440 amino acids. NCBI's taxonomy places the organism in Eukaryota, Metazoa, Chordata, Mammalia, Rodentia, Muridae. Gene Ontology annotation, molecular function: zinc ion binding; nuclear receptor activity; RNA polymerase II cis-regulatory region sequence-specific DNA binding. The record is from RefSeq and is a predicted model, not a curated record.